AUGAAACCCUCUGUUUCCAUUUCCAUUGUGGUCGUAGCAUGUAUCUUCUUGUAUGGAACGUAUUUGGAUAGUGCCCCUCACUUUGUGGAUGCAUCUGAACCAUCAGCACUACUACGACUAGAAGCAAAGGCUCUGUUGGAGACUGGGUGGUGGGGGAGUGUCACCGGCAACACCUCAACUCGUCCUUGUACCUGGUACGGUAUUACUUGCAAUAAUGUUGGAAGCGUCACUAGGAUUGCAAUAGGUGGUCGGCUCUAUGCACUACCAGAUAAGUUAAAACUCAACUUCUCUUCCCUCCCUAAUUUAGUUCACCUUGAUCUCUACUCUAAUAAUCUUCAGGGAAGUAUUCCACUUGAGAUAGGUACUCUCUCAAAACUCACCUACCUUGAUCUGUCUUACAAUAAUCUGACAGGUGAGUUACCUCUUUCUCUUGCCAACCUCACCCAAUUAGUUUCGUUUGACAUUUCACAUAAUCAAAUCAUUGGACCAAUCCCUUCAACUCUGGUCCAUCUAACUGAUUUGGAAUCUUUGCUCCUCGGCAGCAAUCGAAUCCAUGGUUCCAUUCCCCCAGAAAUAGGCAAUAUGGAGAAUCUGACUUAUUUGUCCCUCUGGAAUAACAGCCUUAGUGGUCCAAUCCCUUCUACUCUGGGCCAUUUAACUAAUUUGGAAUAUUUGUUUCUCAGCAACAAUCGAAUCAAUGGUUCCAUUCCCCUAGAAAUAGGCAAUAUGGAGAAUUUGACUUAUUUGUCUCUCGAGAAUAACAGUCUUAGUGGUCCAAUCCCUCCUACUCUGGGCCAUCUAACUAAUUUGAAAUAUUUGUUCCUCAGUAACAAUCGAUUCGAUGGUUCCAUUCCUCCAGAAAUAGGCAAUAUGGAGAAUCUGAGAUAUUUGUCCCUCGAGAAUAACGACCUUAGUGGUCCAAUCCCUCCUACUCUGGGCCAUUUAACUAAUUUGGAAUAUUUGUUUCUCAGCAACAAUCGAAUCGAUGGUUCCAUUCUCCCAGAAAUAGGCAAUAUGGAGAAUUUGGUAUACUUGUACCUCGAGAAUAACAGCCUUAGUGGUCCAAUCCCUUCUACUCUGGGCCAUUUAACUAAUUUGGAAUAUUUGUCUCUCAGCAAUAAUCGAAUUGAUGGUUCCAUUCCCCCAAAAAUAGGCAAAAUGGAGAAUCUGAGAAAUUUGUCCCUCGAGAAUAACAGCCUUAGUGGUUCUAUCCCAGGAGAAAUGGGGAAUUUGAAGAAGCUAACCCAUCUCACUCUCGAAUCUAACAAUCUCAUUGGCUCAAUUCCUACUCGACUAACCAGUUGCUCUACGUUGAAGCACUUGUUAUUGAGUAGCAACUCCUUGAGUGGAAGCAUUCCCUAUCAUAUCCAAGACCUUUAUUUGUUGACUACCAUAAACCUUAGUCAUAACUUAUUUAGUGGAAAAAUACCUCUCGAACUUGGGGGUUUAGCAUCUUUAGUGGUCUUGGAUCUUAGCUACAAUAAUCUUUCUGGCAACGUACCCAUUUCUUUUACUUCUGUAACACAUAUCAACUUGUCAUACAAUUCUUUGGUGGGUCAAAUACCGGACAGUUAUCAAAAUCAUACAUCUGACACAUUAAUUGGCAACAAGGAUUUAUGCGGUGACUUCGUGGGUUUCUCUCCUUGCCCUCCACAUUCCCCUCCUUCCCUUUCACUUUCCCUAACCAAUAACAAAUCAGUUAUACCCAAAGUAAAAAUCAUUGCACCCAUCAGCAUUUUCCUUGGAUCCUUAGUCCUUCGGGGUUUUUGUUUUUUCCUGUUUAAACAUGUGGUCAACAAAACUCAAUCUAUCUCCACGGAGAGAAAGAAUGGAAACUUGUUCUCAAUAUGGAAUUAUGAUGGAAAUAUUGCAUAUGAAGACAUCAUUCAAGCAACUGAAGACUUCGACAUCAAGUAUUGUAUUGGGACAGGUGGUUAUGGUAGUGUUUACAAAGCAGAACUACCUAGUGGAAAAGUAGUUGCCUUGAAGAAGCUUCAUCGCUUAGAGGCUGAGAAUCCAGCUUUUGAUAAGAGUUUCAAGAAUGAGAUAAAGGUGUUAACAGAGAUCAGGCAUAAAAACAUUAUAAAGCUUUAUGGGUUUUGUUUGCAUAAGCGAUGUAUGUUUCUGGCUUACGAGUACAAGGAAAGGGGAAGUUUGUUUUGUGUCCUAAACGACGACAUUGAAGCUGUGGAAUUAGAUUGGAGAAAGAGGGUAAAUAUCAUCAAAGGCACCGCACACGCCUUAUCUUACAUGCAUCAUGAGUGCAUCCCAGCAAUUGUUCAUCGAGAUAUAUCAAGUAAUAAUAUUCUGUUGAACAAUAAACUAGAGGCUUUUCUCUCUGACUUUGGCACAGCUAAACUUCUUGAUUCGGAUUCUUCCAAUCAAACAUUGGUUGCAGGCACUUAUGGUUAUAUUGCCCCAGAGUUGGCAUAUACCAUGAAAGUUACUGAAAAAUGCGAUGUUUAUAGCUUUGGAGUGGUGGCAUUGGAAAUAUUAAUGGGAAGACAUCCAACGGAACUCUUGACUUCAAUAUCAUCAUCGUCUUCUCAAAGUGUAAUGUUACAUGAAAUAUUAGAUCAACGUCUACCACCUCCAAAUCAUCUAGUUGCACAAGAUAUUUUUCUUGUCGCUACAAUAGCAUUUGCAUGUGUACACAUCAAACCAAAGUCUCGACCUAUAAUGAAAUGCGUGUCUCAAGAAUUUAUUUCUCAAAAGAAGCCAAUAGCCAAGCCUUUACAUGCAUUUUCACUAUGGCAGCUAAAGAACCAGGAAAUCUAUAUGGCUGGAUCAGGGGAUGAUACUCAAUUAUGAAGUGCUUUUUGUUAAGUUGAGUAUAAUAUUGUUUGAUGAACUUGUAUGAAUAAAAAA
This is a messenger RNA of Alnus glutinosa, 2868 nucleotides long. Its product is annotated as probable leucine-rich repeat receptor-like protein kinase At1g35710. Gene Ontology annotation, biological process: protein phosphorylation; hormone-mediated signaling pathway. Gene Ontology annotation, cellular component: plasma membrane. The transcript is spliced from 2 exons. NCBI's taxonomy places the organism in Eukaryota, Viridiplantae, Streptophyta, Magnoliopsida, Fagales, Betulaceae. Gene Ontology annotation, molecular function: protein binding; protein kinase activity; ATP binding. Bases 1 to 2811 code for a protein of 936 amino acids. The record is from RefSeq and is a predicted model, not a curated record.